AAAUUGCAAACAAAAAGCAUUGGGCGAAGCACAGUCCUCUCUCCAGUUCACAUCUCUGCCUCUCUCUCUCUCUCUCUACUGUAUCUCUUGUAGAGAGAGAAUUAUGAGAGAGAACGACAUACAUUCUUUCACAGCGACGAGUAAAGCAGAAAUCAUCUUCUCAUUGUGUUAGGGUUUUCUUGCAACCUAAAUAUAAUUCUCCAAAUUUGUUGUUUAGAAGUUUUUUUCUCACAGGAUACCGUAGUCCCCAGAGAAAAGCAAAGGAUAUGGAGAAAUACCAGCUAGUUGAAUGCUGCUAAUCUUCUCUGCUUUGGCUUGAAUCGGAGGAUCCGAUUGCGUUAGCUGAGAUCUUGGAUGCGGACUUCACGGGGGUUUUUCGUUCGUUCCCAAUCUGCAUUAUAGCAGCGGUGCUUCUUGCUAUAUUUCUUCAAAGUUCUACGGUCGUACCAAGCAUUAUCAGGAGCUAGAGUACUUUUAUUCCACGAAGAAAGGCUGGUUGGAUGAAGUGCUUUGGGAAAAGAUAAAUACUUGAAGUUCUGUGAAGUGAAAAGGAAAUGAAACCGGAGACGCCUCUGGAUUUUGCUGUAUUUCAACUGUCACCUAGGCGUUCACGUUGCGAACUAUUUGUUUCUAGCCAUGGCAACACAGAGAAACUAGCAUCGGGUUCAGUGAAGCCGUUUGUAACUCAAUUAAAGGCUGCAGAAGAGCAGUUUGCUCAUGCAGUCCAGACAAUUAAGCUUGAAGUUGAGAGGGGUGGAGAUGGUUGGUUCACGAAAGGAACCCUUGAAAGGUUUGUGCGUUUUGUUAGCACGCCUGAGAUAUUGGAGUUGGUCAAUACAUUUGAUGUGGAGAUGUCUCAAUUGGAAUCUGCUAGAAGAAUAUAUUCUCAAGGGGAAGGUGAUCGGCAUUCUGGCACAUCGGGUGGGGAUGGAACAGGUACAGGCUCAACAGAUGAAACCAAGAAGGAGCUUUUGAAAGCUAUCGAUGUACGCCUUGUUGCAGUUAAGCAGGAUUUGGUCACAGCUUCUGCUCGUGCAUUAGCUGCCGGUUUUAAUCCCAGUACAGUGUCUGGCCUUCAACUAUUCGCCGAUCAGUUUGGUGCCCGUCGCCUCACCGAAGCGUGCUCUAGUUUCAUUUCUGUUUGCCGGAGGAGACCGGAACUUAUUAACACGUGGGCUCCAGGUGUCGAUGACCGAGCCAUCAGAUCUUCAUGUGGGUCAGACAUGUCAAUCGAUGACAUCAGUGAAGAUCCUGUUGGAACUCAUAUCAAGGCGCAAAACCAAACACAGAGUAAGCACGAUCCACAAUUUGGUACAACUUCACAAACUGAAGAACAAUAUUCCCAACUGGACGAAUCAAGAUCCACCACGUGUCAACCGGCCAAAUCCUCUGCCACCUUCUCGAGCCGACGCAACGUAAACUUGAAAGACGACACGAAGGUGGAGACGGGCACCGAAAACUUGGAGAAAGAGAAGAAGGAAGAGGAGACUCCGACGGAAUCGUCAUCAACUCCUGUGGGUCGGCCUGCCAGGCGUCUCAGCGUCCAAGAUCGUAUUAACCUUUUUGAGAACAAACAGAAGGAAAAUACCAGUGGCAGUGGAGGAGGCAAACCCGUUUCUGGAAAACCUCCGGAAUUAAGAAGGCUCUCUUCAGACGUUUCAUCAGCGCCAUCGGUGGUGGAGAAGGCGGUUUUGAGGAGAUGGAGUGGUGUGAGUGAUAUGAGUAUUGAUUUCAGUAAUGAAAAGAAGGACGUGGAGAGUCCAUUAUGUACACCUUCCUCAUCUUCAAUUUCUGAUACCAAGUCUAAUAUAUUUUCUGGUGCAACCGAAAUUCAAAGUGAGAAAAGCUUUCCCGAUUUGGAGAGUAAGACUAAGCUUGAAAAAAGGGUCAAUCUUGUUAGAGUUGGUGAUAAGGAGGCCAACCAACAAGCAGAGGAACAAAAUCCAGUUGAUGGUUAUACAGGUAAAGAGGCUGGGGUGUCAAAGGUACCAGUCGAUUGGAAGGACCAAUCAGCUUCUCAGGCCCAAGUCAGGUCAUUCUCUGGUGGAGCAGACCCAGUUGGAUUGAAUGAUCGAGGGGUUUCUCAAGUAGGUGCUAAGAAUUUAUCGAGCAGUGAUGACAAAAGUACGGCCUUUAAAGGUGUAUCAGGCUCUGAGACAAAGGGAAAAAGCUCUGCAGAUCGAGCAGAAAUCGAUGGAGCCAAGAAUCAAGUUUCGUCCCAGGUUGAUGCUUUUGCUAAGACGGCAGGGGAUACUGAUGGUAGGUUAGGUAAUAAGAUGGAUGAUUCUGGACCAAGAGACUUUUCAGCACAUCCGUUACGUCCUAUGGGUCACCGGAGUCGUUCUCGUUCUUUUUCUAACCAAUUUGAAUACGGUGGAAUAAAACUGGAAUCCUCAUCAACUCAGUCCAUCGAAGUUGAUGGCGGCCAAUUACCUCAGCAACGGAGAUCUUUUAAAGCCGAACCUGAGGCAGUGGCUGGCAAGAACCCCGCAUCAUCAUGUACGCAUAAUCUUAAAGUAGAAGAUUUUGGAGCUCAGAAAAUGAAAUUGCAGAAACCUGAUUCGGCUGGCCGUAAACAAGUGGAGAAGUCACAAGUUGGCAGAGAAGAAAGCAGUUAUCCUCAUGAGAGAAGUAAAAUGGAUAUGAUUGGGAAAAGUGUUCCAGAUGGCCAAGAAAGCACUCCUACAACCUCAAGCAUACCAGGAGAGCGAGUUCCAAGAGUGAGGCAGACUAAGGGAAAUCAGGAGCUCAAUGAUGAACUAAAAAUGAAGGCAAAUGAACUUGAAAAGCUUUUUGCAGAGCACAAGCUCCGUGUUCCAGGGGAGCACUCCAGCUCUGCGAGGCGAAACAAUACUGCCGACGUGCAGCUAGAACAUGCAAUUGGUUCGCAGCAUAGAACAUCUUCAGCUUUAGACACUUCUCCUGCUCAAGUGGUGGAAAGAUCUGCGGUAAUAGAAUCAACGGGGAGUUCAAAUAAAAUGGAAAAUAUUUAUACAACGCCAGCAAAGUUGGUAAAUAACUAUGACUUCAGUGAUGAUUCUAGAGGAAAAUUUUAUAACAAGUAUAUGCAGAAAAGAGAUGCUAAGCUGAGAGAAGAAUGGAGUUCCAAAAGAGCAGAGAAGGAAGCCAAGAUGAAGGCCAUGCAAGACAGCCUUGAGAAAAGUAAAGCUGAGAUGAAAGCAAAAUUUUCUGGUUCUGUCGACCGACAAGAUUCCGUAGCUAGUGCUCGGAGACGUACAGAUAAACUGAGAUCAUUCAACUCUCGCUCUCAAACAAGAGACCAGCCACUGAUCAAUUCAACUCAAAGUGAGGAUGAUGGGGACUUUCCUGAGGCUUUGGAGCAGAAAUUUAAUGGGAAUGAUAGAUUGCAUAGUGAUUCAUAUGUAUCGGAUAGUGCUUCCAGAAGCAACCAUAACAAGAAGGCUUCCACAGGUAGAAAUUUAUCAUCUACCCCGCGUUCCACUGGGGUUUCAGCUCCAUACUUGUCUCUUGCCAAGGUUUCCCACUCCAGUUCUGGAAAGCGAAGAGGACAAACAGAAAAUCUUCUUGCACAGUCGGUUCCUAAUUUCUCUGAACUGAGGAAAGAAAAUACAAAACCUUCUGGUGGUGGCAAAUCAUCAGCACGCCCUCUGACGAGAAACUAUUCUCGCGGUAAAACUAGCAAUGAAGAGCCAGUCAUUAAGGAGGAGAAGCCUCGUCGUGCACAGUCUUCAAGAAAGAACUCUGCUAGUGCUAUUGACUUCAAGGAUAUAUCACCUUUGAUCAUUGAUAAUGCUGUUUUAGCACCAUUGAUAUUGGAUGAAGAGCAGAACGAUGAGAGUAUUUAUGAUAAGCAUUUGAAGGGCAUAGAAUCAAAGACUUUUCUGAGGAAGGGCAAUGGCAUAGGCCCUGGUGCUGGAACAAGUAUAGCAAAGUUGAAAGCUUCUAUGGAAUCCGAAACUUCUAAAGAUGAUGAGGAAUUUGAUGAAGUUGCAUUUGAGGGUUCAGAAAUUAUGCCCAAACGAGAAGAGGAAGAGGAGGAAGAGCAUGAGAAAAUAGAAAUUGAAUUUGCUCAUAUGGAUAAUGGAAAACUAAGAUUAAUCCAGGAAUCGGGCAGAUCAAGUAAUUCUGGGUCUGAAAUCGAGAAUUCUAUGAGAUCUCACUCUCAUUCUCAGGUGGAUCAUUCUACAAAUUCUGAGCUCCCCUCCACAUUGCCUUCGUUUCAUAAAGCACCUCAGGAUUCGCCUGGUGAGAGCCCUCGGUCAUGGAACGCACGCAUGAAUCAUCCAUUCUCCUACCCACAUGAGGCCUCUGAUAUUGAUGCAUAUAUGGACUCACCCAUUGGGAGUCCUGCAUCAUGGAAUUCACAUAAUAUAACACAAGCAGAAACUGAUGUGGCUAGAAUGAGAAAGAAAUGGGGAAGUGCCCAGAAGCCUUCUCUUAUUGCUACCUCAUCCAGUCAGUCACGCAAGGAUGUGGCCACAGGGUUUAAAAGGUUGUUAAAGUUUGGAAGGAAAAGUCGCGGGACGGAAAGUAUGGUUGACUGGAUCUCUGCUACAACAUCUGAGGGAGAUGAUGAUACAGAAGAUGGGCGAGAUCCUGCUAGUAGGUCAUCGGAAGACUUAAGGAAGUCACGAAUGGGAUUCUCAGAGGGUCAUGAUGAUGGCUUUAAUGAAAGCGAGUUGUACUGUGAACAGGUUCAAGAAUUACGAAGUUCGAUUCCUGCACCUCCAGCUGACUUCAAGCUAAGGGAAGAUCACUUGUCAGGAAGCUCCUUGAAAGCUCCACGAUCGUUCUUCUCUCUCUCAACCUUUCGCAGCAAGGGAACUGAUUCAACGUCCAGGUAAUAGAAACGACAGAUUUCCAUUUGAGAUCACUGUCAUGUUAUCCUUGAGUAGAGUAUAACAGUUUACUACUGUGUAAGAUACAAGUUCUUGAAGAUAAUAGCAAAACAGACUCGAGGUCUGCAAUUCGAUCAUGUACAUGUUAAUUCGAUUCACAGAACCGACCGCCUACAUCAUUAGGUAGUUAAGUUACACCUGUUAGUUGUCUUGAAUUAAUCAAGUAUACUAUAUUGAACGAUGAGUUAACUGUUGGCAGAAUGUCAUUGUGAUUUUGGUAGGCUAGGAGCAUUUUUUUUUCCCUUUGGCUCUGCUCUUCAUUUGCUCUGACAGUUUAGUUUUGUGUGCUGUAUAUCUGAAGGAGCCCGUGUCAAGAACAGAAUUGUUGAGCGUGAUAUAAUUAUGCAUAAUAAAAGCUUUUUGCACCACUACUCUG
Molecule: messenger RNA, 5256 nt
Organism: Cucurbita maxima (winter squash)
Lineage: Eukaryota; Viridiplantae; Streptophyta; Magnoliopsida; Cucurbitales; Cucurbitaceae
Product: COP1-interacting protein 7
Exons: 11
Coding region: 555-4826 (1423 amino acids)
Source: RefSeq, a predicted model, not a curated record